AUGGGAAGCAAGAUCAGUUGGUUUAAAUUUCCUAUCGAAUCACCAGUACCAGUCAAAUCGGAAACAAUCGAAACUGCGACUUUGGUUCCUAAAUUAUCAACAGGACUAGAGGAGAUAUCAUUAGAAAACCAAAAUAUUACCAAUGAACAAGAACAUGAAAUGCAUGAUAUUUUAAAAAAUGACACACAAAAAGAUUUUAUUCUUGAUUUGUCUCAUUCAAAAAAAGAGAAUGAUAUUCAAAUAGAUGACAUACCAGAACUACAGCGAAAUAUCGACAUUCAACUGCCUGAAAUUAAUAUGGAUACACAAUUUACUAAUGAUGACACUUUGUCUAUUAUUUGGUUAGACGCUGAUGUUCACGAAAGUAGGGAAAACAUUGAACUGCAAGAAAAACUCAAGACAAUAACAAAAUCAUUGACAGUGUUCAAUGCAGACGAAGAAUGUGAAGAACAUAUUCGACAAUUGCCAGUAGGUGAAGAAGUUAUUUUGAUUGUGGCUGGUACUAUUGGUACUGUUAUAAUACCGCUCGUUCAUGAUUCAAUACAGAUUCGAGUCAUUUAUAUUUAUUCACAUGUAGAUAAUUAUUACAAAAAGAAAUUUGAACAAUACGCAAAGGUAAAGGACGUUAUAAUUAGUCCGGAUAUGUUGAUGAACAAUAUUCACAUGGAACAAAUUCUGUAUCAGAGAGGUGCCGAAGAACAAUUAUCUCUCAACAUUUACAAUCAACAAGAAGAAUCAUCGGAUUUAAAUGAUCGUUUUAUAUGGAUGUAUGUAUUUAUGAACAUAUUUUUUCGUAUGAAUCACUCGUUAUACUCGUCGACAAUAGCUGAUGAAAAGAGAGCACUUCUUGAAAAACUUUGUGAAAUGUAUAAUGACAUUGAAAGUUUGCGCGUAUGGAAUCAUUUCGAUGCAAAAUAUUCACGAGAUCAAGCCAUUCAAUGGUAUACCAAUGAGGGACUAUUUUAUACAGCAUUAAACAGAACUUUACGCUGUAGAAAUUUGAAGCUCUUAACUGUUUUUCGAUUUUUUAUCUUUGAUUUGUAUGAACAGCUGAUGCAGACAUAUGAUUCUCAAAAAAAUAAACGCAAACAUGAGAAAUCUGACCAGUUACUACCAAUAUAUAGUGUUUAUCGUCGACAAAUAUUGCCAUUAGGUCAAAUUCAACGAAUGAAACAUUCUAUUGGUAGUUUUGCAUCAAUAAACUCAUUCUUUUCAACGACUAGAGAUCGACAUAUUGCAGAACGAUUUCGAUCGAAAUCAUCUGAUGAAUUUACCAUUAAUCUUCGAUGCGUACUAUUCAAGAUUGAUAUUGAUCCGAAUCUGAAUAUACGCCAAUAUGGUGAUAUUCAAGAUAUUAGUGCAUAUAGAAAUGAAAAAGAAUUACUAUUUAUACCGGGAACAAUCUUCCAAAUCAAGAAUGUUUCUAAAGCAAACGAUUAUUUUAUAGAAUUAAAAUUAUGCAGUGAAAAUGAUAAAAAAAUUCAUGAUAUUAUUUCCAAAUGGAAACAAUAUAUUGAAUCAAAAUUAAAUCAAUCACAUUUAUACUGGUUCGUAGAAGAAACGGAUAAACUAAAUCAUGCUGAACAAUAUUAUCGAUUAGUAUUGAAGUAUUUACCUAAAAAUGAUUCAUUCAUCAGUUAUUCUUAUCAUGGCUUGGGAAAUAUUUACAAGAAGAAUGGAAAAUAUGCUGAAGCGAUUACAUAUUAUACUGAAGCACGACAAAUCUCUAAUGAUCGUAGAUGGCAGGCAAAAUGUUACAAUUCCAUAGCCGAUGCCUAUCUAUCAAUGGACAAUGAAAAACUUGCUCUACACAAUUACAAAGUAGCAAAAUCCAUGUAUGAGUGUGAAACUAAUCAAUCAUACCGAAAUAUUGCUGACUGUUGCAGCAAUAUUGGUCGAAUCUAUCAGAAAAUAAAGAAUUAUAAUAAAGCAUUAACAUCAUUUCAAGAAGUCUUGAGUUUAAAUGAAAAAAUUGCUUCAAAAGAUUCUUUACAUAUGAUUACAUCCCUAAUGAAUUUGGCUAAAACUUAUUGUCUCAAACGUGAUUAUGAGGAGGCUCGCAAUUAUCUAAAUAGAGCACUACAAAUGAGUCAAAAACAUUUGAAACCAAACGAUCCUGAACUUGGUUCUAUGUAUAAAGAUAUUGGUAAUAUUUAUCAAGAAGAUAAACAAUUUCAUUUGGCUCUUUCAUUCUAUCAUAAAGCAGCUGAAAUUUAUUAUUAUACAUAUCCACGAACAGAUCAGCAUAAUGUAGAUAUUCAAAAAUGCAUCAGAUACAGCAAUUAUAAACUGAAGUAA
Molecule: messenger RNA, 2298 nt
Organism: Rotaria sp. Silwood1
Lineage: Eukaryota; Metazoa; Rotifera; Eurotatoria; Philodinida; Philodinidae
Source: the annotation of a GenBank genome assembly